Molecule: messenger RNA, 1015 nt
Organism: Papaver somniferum (opium poppy)
Lineage: Eukaryota; Viridiplantae; Streptophyta; Magnoliopsida; Ranunculales; Papaveraceae
Exons: 8
Coding region: 157-684 (175 amino acids)
Biological process (GO): tail-anchored membrane protein insertion into ER membrane
Source: RefSeq, a predicted model, not a curated record
AACUCGACCCGCACAAUUCGUUAGUGUACGGAUUGGGUACUCACCCGUAAAGAGUCGGAUGGGCUGGAUCCGGUCAGUGACAAAUGCUAUAACAUUUAUUGUCAAAUCCAACGGAAGAAACCUAACUGUAUAACCUAGAUUCUUCGAAAGAAAAUAAUGAAAGAAACCCUAGAAAUUCAAAAUUCUCUAGCAGCUCCACUGAUUCUCAUCUUGACUUUCUUUCUCCAAAUUGCCCCAGUGUUUCUAUCGUACCUCAAAGAAAAGAGAGGAUCAUGGAAUGCGAAGGAGAUCGAAUUAAAACAGCAAAUAAAAGAACUCUUGAAAGAGGCAGCUCCCUUGUCAAAUCCAUCAACUUUUGCUCAAGCUGCAUUACUUAGAAGGAAGGCAGCAGCAAAGGAGAAGGAACUUGAACAAUGUCAGGAGUUGCAUAAACAGAAGAAUCAUUACGACAUGUGUUUGAAAGCUCUCUCGGUUUUAAAGGUCAUUGCAUAUCCGCUACUCAUUCUAUGGUUUUGGAGAAAUCCUGUAGCUGUUGUCCCUCAGCAACUUGUACAACCUUUAGGAAGGAUAUUUUCUUGGAGAACUCUGGAUCCUGUGAGCAGCCACAUUAUGGUCGGCAUAAUACCCUGGUUAGUGAUAUCUAGCCGUGUCAGCAAGUUUAUUUGUCAGAAGAUCAUCAAGUAGGGGAGUGUAAUUUAUUAGCUGUACCAGUACGUUGCAGCAACAGGACAAAGGUUAAAAAUGCAUCCCCUUGGACUUGGAUUGAAGAUGUGAGGAGAUCAUUUGACUGUCAAAUGUAUAGGAUUAUGUACAACAGUACAAGUCUACAAGACAAAGGGAACAAGACUUUCUCUGUGAAAACUUCCUAUGUGGAUCUCAUUGGCAUAUCUAUAAACUCCGAUCCAAGUGAAAGAUCAUUGUAUAAUCAUCAUUUGUUAAUACUUUAAACAAGAGAAAUUCCAUCUGAUUAAUAUCCUAAUACAAUUCUUUGAACUUCAAAAUGAAGUGUUGUUCC